GGUCCCUGGUCGAGGAGCCAAAGGUGUUUGCUGCUUUCCUUCUCCUUCCUCCCCUUCCCUCUCCUCCCUCUGGUCUGGCUGAGAGGAAGGUCCCGAGCUGGCUGCAGCGAGGGAAGGAAGUCCCAGGGCUGGCCGCCUGCCCGGCCGUUGCAUAUCCAGCUUCCACAGGCCGGAGGCCAAGUGCAGCGGUGAGCCAGCAAAUGUGUGACAGGCGCUUGGGGCAAAAAGCCCUUGGUUGAUAGAAUCUAUUGAUUCCUGUGGUGUCAAUAUUCCCGCUGUGACCAAUUUCAAGCUACCAACAUGACGUCACUGAAUGCAGACUUGGGACGAGACGUGUUACUCUCAGAGGGUAUUUCCAUGGAUUCUGCUUGGUGCCCGCCUGCCUGAGGACAGCCCCACCCCUGCCUUUCUGCCUUGUGGUUUAAGUGACACUUCUCCAGAUGAAGGGUUACUAGAGGACUUGGCUGUAGAAGACAAAGCUGUGGAGCAGCUGGCAGAAGGAUUGCUUUCUCACUACCUGCCAGACCUGCAGAGAUCAAAACAAGCUCUUCAGGAACUCACACAGAACCAAGUUGUAUUACUAGACACACUGGAACAAGAGAUUUCAAAAUUUAAAGAAUGCCAUUCUAUGUUGGAUAUUAAUGCUUUGUUCACUGAAGCUAAACACUAUCAUGCCAAGUUGGUGAAUAUAAGAAAAGAGAUGCUGAUGCUUCAUGAAAAGACAUCGAAGUUAAAAAAAAGAGCACUUAAACUGCAACAGAAGAGGCAAAAAGAAGAGUUGGAAAGGGAGCAGCAACGGGAGAAGGAAUUUGAAAGAGAAAAGCAGUUAACCGCCAAACCAGCAAAGAGGACCUGAGAAGCUGAGUGUGUCUGUGUUCUUCCUCCCUCUGCCCCCCGUUACUUGCAUGCAGGGCAGCCCAGGCGUGGGCUGGAGUGAAGGUAGUGCCUUACACCGUCGGCCCGGCUCACGUUUGCAGUCCUUAUCCCGGGAGUGCUGUCUCCGGAUCUUCAUUUCCGCCAUCAAGGAGCUUUUUGCCCCAAGUAGAAGACAAAAUGUCACUCGCUUUGAGUCUUUGAAUGUAAUUUUUCAACUUCUGUUUUGCAUCAUUUUUAAAUUCCUUACUUUGGCUUUGCAUCAUUUAUCAACGGGAAAAUGGUUUGAUUGCUUUAAUAGUCUAGACUCUAAGUGAUUAAAAACUAGUAUUUUUUA
Leopardus geoffroyi (Geoffroy's cat) is the source of this 1210-nucleotide messenger RNA. RefSeq names its product biogenesis of lysosomal organelles complex 1 subunit 6 (gene BLOC1S6). Bases 314 to 856 code for a protein of 180 amino acids. Gene Ontology annotation, biological process: intracellular transport. Gene Ontology annotation, cellular component: transport vesicle; BLOC-1 complex; extrinsic component of membrane. Lineage: Eukaryota; Metazoa; Chordata; Mammalia; Carnivora; Felidae. The transcript has 6 exons. The record is from RefSeq and is a predicted model, not a curated record.